Molecule: messenger RNA, 4082 nt
Organism: Bactrocera tryoni
Lineage: Eukaryota; Metazoa; Arthropoda; Insecta; Diptera; Tephritidae
Gene: ome
Product: venom dipeptidyl peptidase 4
Exons: 13
Coding region: 96-3752 (1218 amino acids)
Biological process (GO): proteolysis
Molecular function (GO): serine-type peptidase activity; dipeptidyl-peptidase activity
Source: RefSeq, a predicted model, not a curated record
UUACAAAAAAACAUAAAAAUACAAAAAACACAAAAUAACAACAAAAUUUAUAAAAACGUUUAAAACUGUAAAUAAAAAUCGCACACACCAGCAACAUGUCAACGAGCAACGAUAUAGUCAACGCUGAGGCGGCACCAGCCAGCGCGUUGCCAAUGUCGCAAAUGCCCGCUGCACCGACGCCAGCAAACGAUCAGUAUCUGCCAGCCACACAUCCAUAUUUUCAUCAUUGCAAGCAGCAGCAACAACAACAACAGCAAAAGCAGCAACAAUUGCUGCUACAACAUCAACAGCAAUCAACGCAGCAAUCACAACGUUGUGUUAUGCGCAUACCAAUGCAGCAACACAUGACCACAGCACAACAACAACAACUAUCGCUGCAACAACAGCAGCAGCAGCCAACCUACGCGGCACCAAAGCCACAACAAUAUCAAUACCACAACAACAGCGCAAGUAUGCAUGCGAACCACGUUGGCAACCAUGUAAAUGCCGGUGGCAAUAUGCCGUUAUACAGUGCCGGCAGCAGCAGCAUUGGCGUUGCUGGCGCUGAGCUGAGCAAAAGCGGCGGACCGACAGUUACAUUCGACGAAUUCACCGAAUUCUACUGGCCACACGACAGCAAGCAACAGCAGCAACAUCAAGCACAACAAAAACAGCAGCAACAACAACAACACCAACAGCACGCAACACCGCACAAUAAUUGCAAUAAUAUUGAUAUUGGCGGUGUAGAUGUCGGCAUAAGUGCCGUGGCGCUCAACGAAGCCAGCAUCGCCGCCGCCGCUAAUGUCAGCACCUCAAGCACUGGUGGUCGCACCUUCAUCACGCCCGCCGACAUACCGCCGCCACCGCCACAUCCGCCCAACAUGACGGCACGCAAACGGCACCUUGGCGUCAGCAAGAGUGUUGAGGAGCGUUCAACGCGCGAUGCUGGACGCUGUCAAUGCGAACAUCCGAUUGAGUUUGUGGCACAGCAGCAACAACAACAAUUGCAACCAGCACAGCUGCCACAAGUGAGCUUGCAACAGCAACAGGCUCAUCAGUCAUACGGCAGUCAUCACAGUGUUUACCUGCCAACGCAGCAGCAAUCUCUACAACAACUACAGCAACAGCAAACACAGCCAACAUAUCGCCCACACACGCUGAACCAGUGUGCACACAAUAGUGAUUACAAUCACUUGCCGCCGCCGCCGCCUGCCACACUGACACGUGCCGAUUCGCAUCGCAGCCAUCACAACCUGAUGGCCGUCGCCAGUUCUUCGUACUACAAAAAUCGCUUCUUCGAUGAUGCGCCACUGCCACCGCCCUCGCAUCUCUCCACGUCAUCGCUCUCCUCUAAGACUACUUUCGAGACGCGUCAACUGAAGAAUCUGGGCUACUCUCCGAUGAAAAUACGCAAAUUGCGCAUCAUACUUGGCACCAUCGCGGCGCUCGUCAUUAUCGCCCUACUCGCUGUGGCUUUAACGUUCAUCAUCAAAGCUGGGGAUGAUGAUGAUGUGACACCACAGGAAAAUGAUAAUGGCCUACAUUUGGAUGAGGUCAUUACGGGGGCAUUAUCAGCGCAUCGCUUCAAUGGUACAUGGACGCCGCAAUCGCGUAUACUCUUCCGAGAAAACAAUAAUCCACUUCAAUUGCAGUCGAUUGUCGAGUACGAUGUGAAGACGAAAAAGAAACGAGUGCUGCUGUAUGAUGAGCACCGUCAGUACUCGCUCUUUGAGAUGUCCGCCGAUCGUGAGCUGCUAUUGUUGGCCAAAAAUUUGUCCAAAUACUUCCGUCACAGCUUCUUUGCGCAGUACGACAUUUACAACAUCACAUCCGGUCAAAUACUGCCGCUGAUGAUCAAUGGCGUGCAACAGCUGUUGCUCUUUGCGCAGUGGGCGCCCGUCGGCAACGGGCUGAUUAUCAAUUUCGAACGUAAUCUUUACUAUAAGCCAACGGCCUAUGCGGAAGCAAUUCCGCUGACAAGUGACGAGAGUAUCGCCAUCUUGAAUGGCAUACCCGAUUGGGUGUAUGAAGAGGAGGUGUUUAGCACAAACAUCGCCACCUGGUUCAAUCCGACUGGCACACAUAUCGCAUUCAUCAAAUUCGACGACUCACCAACACACGCCAUCAAUUUGCCCAUCUACGGUGAGGCGAACGAACCACGCUUUCAAUAUCCACUCACCAAAUUUAUACCGUAUCCGAAGGCGGGCUCCUCGAAUCCGCGUGUCAGUCUCUAUACGGCCGAUUUGGCGCGCGCGGCUAAAGGUUUAGAGUUUCUCACGCAGAUUCCGGUGCCCAGCUCGCUAAACACCGAGACCGACUAUAUCAUCUCAGCGGUCGAAUGGUUAGAUAGUGAACGUGUACUCUCCGUAUGGAUGAAUCGCAUACAAAAUCUGGCAUAUCUGCAGGUGUUUGAUGGUGUGCGUCGACUAGAGAUCUAUAAUAUUGAGUCGAAGACUGGUUGGGUGAAUUUGUUUACGCCACCCUUCAAGAACCGCGACGGUUCACGCAUAGCCUUAGUACUGCCACAGCUACAGGACGAUCAGACUUACUAUCGUCAAAUCUGCACACUUUCGACGAAAACGGCAGGUGGCGCUGUAGAAACACUAACAAAAGGUAAGUUUGUUGUGGAAGGUAUACUACAUUGGGAUGCGGCUAGCGAUGUCAUAUUCUAUAUGGCUAAUACCGAGCAACAAUCCCAAGUGGCGCAUGUGUAUGCGAUCAAAGCAGAGACGGGACGUACACCACAGUGCCUCACAUGUGGGCUGCAUGUAUCGGGCGACGUGCAGCAAACAUACUAUGAGGUUUCGUUCAGUCACGAACGCCAAAUUGUGAUCACUUCGGAUGGUCCCGGCAUACCGAUGACUGUGUUAUAUGAAUGGAACUGGGAAAAUGAUCAAGUGGUGCUUAAGAAGGUCAUUGAUUGGGAAUUGAAUACCGAACUACGUGCGAAACUGAAACUGAAAGCUAUGCCCACCUAUGAAAUACAUACCUUCCCUAUAGCGGGAAACUUUACUGCCAAAGUGUUGCUACAAUUGCCACCCAAUCUCGAUCGUAGUGGCAACACUAAAUAUCCACUACUAGUGGACGUCUAUGGUGGACCCGACUCUACCUCGGUGCUUGAUCGUUGGAUGAUUGACUGGGGCACCUACCUCUCAUCAAACCAGUCUGUGAUUUAUGCCAAGAUUGAUGGACGCGGUUCCGGCUCACGUGGUGAUAAACUAUUGCAUUCGGUGUAUUUAAAAUUGGGCACUGUAGAGAUCACCGAUCAAGUUGAUGUAACCAGACAACUGCAGCAGAAAUUUUCAUUUAUCGAUGCCAAUCACACAGGCAUCUGGGGUUGGAGUUAUGGCGGCUAUGCGGCCGCCAUGGCUCUGGCCAAUGACGAAAGUCAAGUGUUCCGUUGUGCCGCUUCUGUGGCACCAGUAACCGAUUGGGCUUACUAUGACUCCAUUUACACUGAACGCUACAUGAGUCUGCCAAAAUUGAACGAAGCUGGUUACGCGAAUUCUCAACUCACCACACGCGCACAGCGUUUGCGCGGCAAGAAAUUCAUGCUGAUCCACGGCACUCUCGACGACAACGUGCACUACCAACAGGCUAUGGUUUUAGCGAAGAAUCUGGAGAGAUUGGAUAUUCUGUUCAAGCAAAUUAGCUACACCGACGAAGACCACAGCUUGGCCUCGGUGCGCCCGCAUUUAUAUCACUCGUUGGAUCGUUUCUUCGGCGACUGCUUCGGCAACAAGCGCAUGAUGUCGCGCUGGAAUGGCAAAUGAUUGUAUCGUCAUAACAGCAACAACAACAGCAAGAGAACGAACAAACAAGGUAUAUAGCGAAGGCAAAAAGCACGAAAAGAAAAGAAGACAGAAAGCUAAUAUCGGAGUCAGAAAGAUGACUCAACCACAGACAAUAUCGGUGUGAAUUAAAAUUGAAAUUAAUAAUAAUUAGGAAAAAAACAGAAACAACAAAUAACUAGCGGGUGAGAAACACGCGCAAGUGAAAGCACACCAAUAAGUGAAAAAAUAUUCGCAAUUCAAAAAAUGAAGCAUAUGCGUAGGCGAACGAAUUUUUGUACUUAAUAAACAAAUGUAAGUGUAAGCAAUUUU